Molecule: messenger RNA, 1944 nt
Organism: Gossypium raimondii (Peruvian cotton)
Lineage: Eukaryota; Viridiplantae; Streptophyta; Magnoliopsida; Malvales; Malvaceae
Exons: 3
Coding region: 1-1944 (647 amino acids)
Molecular function (GO): protein binding
Source: RefSeq, a predicted model, not a curated record
AUGGCGGAACCUGGGAUCACCCUAGAGCACCGCGGUAAACAUUCAUGUCUUGCCAAAUGGACAGUCCCUUACAACCCAGAACUUCAGCCCGAGAAAAUGAUUUGCAGUCCUUGGUUUGAAAUGGGUGACUUUGAAUUCCGCUCCGUGAUAGUCCCAGGAAGCGAUGCCCUUGCCCUUGCCCUUGCCCUAGGCCCUGACGCUUUCUUUUCACUUCAAGUUAGAAUCAACUCUCCAAGUUACUCUUUCAGAUUCGGUCCCUUGGCGUCUUAUAAACUAAGCAUUUUGAACCAUGAAGAUGAGUCAAAGUCUUUGACCAAAGCGUUUAAGUUUACUUUGUUUACCAGGAAUACAAAUAUUCCUACCGGCGGUAGCUUACAACUUGCUAGUUCUGUUUUUGGUCCAAGAUCAGGGUUUUUCAAGAACGGUUCUUUGCAUUGUUCUAUUGAAAUUUCCAUUUUGGAUGAGUCAUUUUCAUUUUCAUUUUCAAGGGACGGUAACAAUGACACUGAGAUGGUCGACUAUUCAGCGCAUUCUUUAAGUUGUGACACUAUUGUUUUGGCCGGGAAAUUUAAAUGGAAGAUUAAAAAUUUUAGUUUCUUUAAGGAAAUGAUCGAGACCCGCCAGCAGAUGAGUAGCGCUGUUUUUCUUCUUGGGCGAGGUUUUGCUCAUAUUAGUGCCUCUACAACCAAGGUUAAUGGAGUUGAGUGUCUGUCUUUGUUUUUGGAAGCUAAUGAGAUGCACACAUGUCCUAAAUGCAUGGGUCAUAAUAAGCCUUCUUGGUGCUUGUUUCGUAUAUCUGUUUUGAGUCAAAAGGCAUGGCGGAGUCAUAUGCAUAAGGACUCGUAUGGGAGAUUAAAUAAAACAACUCCAGCUCUAGGUUGGACUGAUUAUAUGAAGAUAUCCGAUUUGAUUGGACCCAAUAAUGGAUUUGUUAUGAACAAUACGGUGGAGUUCACGGUAUCUUUCAAAGCAAUCAAAGAUUCUGCUGCUGUCCUUACAUCUGGCUUUAAAAAAUUUGGUGCCUUCAACAAAAGUGGCAGUUGUACCUGGAAGAUUGAAAAUUUUACAAGGUUGAAGGAUAUUCUGAAGAAUGAAAAGAUGAUAGGAGUGUCUGUUGAGAGCAGUAAGUUUCAGGUUGAGGAUCACGAAUUUCGCUUGAUUGUUUUUCCCAGAGGGCAAUAUCAAAAACCGAUCUACCUUUCGAUGAUUAUUGAAGCUUCGGGUCCUCAAGAUGCCACCCAGGAUUGGAGUUGUUUUGCCCGUUGUCGGCUAUCCGUUGUGAAUAAGAAGAAUAAAGACAAUUCUAUUUUUACGGAAACACAGGGGCGUUUCUCAGAAGCUGCAAAAAGAUGGGGGUGGCCUGAAUUUUUGACUCUUGCAACUCUCUUUAAUAAGGGUUCAGGGUAUUUGGUUGAGGAUACUGUUAUGUUUAAUGCAGAUAUUCUUAUAUUGAAGGAGAGUUUAGAAAUUCAGGAUGUCCUAGAGUCGAGCAAUAAAGAUGGAGAAAAGGGAAGGUGCACAAUCACUUGGGAAAUGAAAAAUUUCGUAGCCUUCCAGCAAACAUCAUCGAUGAUUAACGAUAUAUGCAGCAAAUAUUUCCAGGUUGAUAAACUAAAGCUCCGAAUAGGGGUAUGUGUAUUAUCUGACAACCUAUGUGCAUACCUGGAGUGUGAUCCAUCAGAUUUGGUUGAGAAUCUUUAUGUUAGAUACAAGAUGACUGUGGUUAAUAAAAAGCACCCUGCCAAAAGUAUCUCCAAGGGGUCCUGUCUACGUACAGACACUAGUGAUAGUCAUGGGCGACUGCUGUUCAUGGAACUAUCUGAUAUGCUGAAAUCCAGUGCUGGGUUUGUUACCGGUGAGAUGGCUACUUUUGUUUGCGAGAUCCUUGAUUACUGUCCGUUGUUGGAUCUUUCAAAAGUAAGGGUUAACAAGCUUUUGAUUUGA